AUGGGUUCGACACAAUUCGGCAAUUUCCACGCAGAUCAGUCCACUAAUGACCAGGCCUCCUCCACCGAGGGGCUCUUCAAAGUCAACCAGCCUCCUGGUGUUAAUUACGGCGGAUGCGAACUCGUCGGAAUCGGGCUGCACGGCGGCCGUAACCUCGCCAACCUAGGCUCGAUUCUCUUCGCCUUCAUCGCGAUCCUGGUUUCUCUCGUUCUGCUAUGGAGGUCGGACAAGAAGCACGCCGCCGUCGGGCGCCGUGAGAUGCAAAUGUUCUUGCUAGGCUUUAUCGUGAUCGAGAUUUGCGAAAUCUUUACCGUGGGCGGCAUUCCGAUCAAAGACGAUGUUCGAAAGGGAUUCUCAGCAGUCCACCUUGCAGCGAUCACUGCAACAUGCUGGAUCUUAUUGUUAAAUGCACUGGUGGGCUUUCAACUACUUGAUGACGGUACUCCGGCCUCCAUUGGUCUCAUUUCUGCAUCUGCUGUGAUGCUUUUCAUUGGGACUGGGUACAUCGCCCUCGACACUGCAUUCUCCUGGACCGGCCACUUUGAUUCGAGUCUCUCAGGUGAAAAUCGCAACAUUGGUCUCUAUGUGUUGUACCAACUUUUCCCUCUGAUUUGCCUCUUCUUGUUCUUCGUCCUUGAAUCAGUGUUGGUGUUGCGAGUCCUAGGCGAAUUCCGUCCGAUGCUCUACUUGCUCGGUGCAGCCCUUCUUUUCGCCAUUGGUCAAAUCUUCCAGUAUGUGAUCAGCGUCCAUAUUUGUUCUGCCACGUCUGGCAAAAUCAAUGGCACCCUCUUUGAAACCCUCUUCACCCUCCUCUCAGUGAUGGUGAUCUGGGGCUUCUGGAGCAGUAUCACCGAGGAUGACUGGCCCUUGCCUGUUGGCAGCGGAUACAACUGA
Molecule: messenger RNA, 894 nt
Organism: Penicillium macrosclerotiorum
Lineage: Eukaryota; Fungi; Ascomycota; Eurotiomycetes; Eurotiales; Aspergillaceae
Product: chitin synthase export chaperone
Exons: 7
Coding region: 1-894 (297 amino acids)
Biological process (GO): protein folding
Cellular component (GO): endoplasmic reticulum membrane
Source: RefSeq, a predicted model, not a curated record